Molecule: messenger RNA, 4848 nt
Organism: Linepithema humile (Argentine ant)
Lineage: Eukaryota; Metazoa; Arthropoda; Insecta; Hymenoptera; Formicidae
Source: RefSeq, a predicted model, not a curated record
AUCGUCCUGUGUCUUACGCGUGUUUAUGUUUAUUAAAGUAAAUAUUAUUCGCAACAAAUGUCGGGAGAGUCGAAUCAAAGGACGAGCUAUUGCUGCGGAAUGUUAUUUACUGUGCGCAAUCGCGAUUAUCAGUCUUUCGGCACUUGGAAAGUCAGUCGCGUCGCGUCGGCCAUUAUUUGCCAAAUCACCGAGCGUCGGUCCGAAGUUGCCUCCGUUAUUCAAUGCGUGCAGUCGUGUUUACCAGUCUCUCAAUGUUCGUAAAGACAAUCGCGUUCGUCGCGUCAUGUCGGACAUUGCUUGCCGAAUCAUCAAACGCGUUCGUCGCACCGCGUCAUGUCGGACGUUGCUCGUCGAAUCGCCAAGCGUCGGUGUGAAGUUGCCUCCGUUCUUUAUACAUUGCAGCGCUUCUUGACCGUGUUGAUAAUACGAAAUCGAGUUACGGGCGAUUUUCGUAGCAUUAUUUAGCGCGUGCGAUCGUGUUUAUCAGUCUUUCCGUGUUCGUAAAGACAAUUGCGCCCAUCGUGUCGAAUAUUACCGGCCGAAUCGUCAAGUCGCGUUUGUCGCGUCAUCUUGAACGUUGCUCCGUCGAAGCGUCGGUGCGAAGUUGUCUCCGUUCUUUAUACAUUGCAGCGCUUCUUCACCAUGUUGAUACUACUGAAUCGAGCCACGGGCGAUUUUCGUGAAGCAUUAUUUAGUGCGUACGAUCGCGUUUACCAGUCUCUCGAUGUUCGUAAAGACAAUUGCGCUCGUAUCAUGUCGAAUAUUGCUGGCCGAAUCGUCAAGUCGCGUUCGUCGUGUUAUGUUGGACAUUGCUCGCCGAAUCAUCAAAUCGCAUCCGUCGCGUCAUGUCGAACAUUGCUUGUCGAAACGCCAAGCGUCAGUCCGCGAAGUUGCCUCUAUAUAUAUUCUUGAAUUUUUUCAUCGUGUCAUGGCUAUGUCGGUAGUCUGGAAUCGAGUGACGAUCGUCGUAGAGUAUUAUUUUGUGCGUUCGAUCACCAGUUUCUUGACAUUCGUAAUACUAAUCGCAUUCGUCGUGUCGAACAUGUCGUGCUCGCCAAAGCAUCGAUCCGAAAUUUUUCCGUCUUUCGAGUAUGUUAAACCAUAAAAUAACGAAUAUGUUUUUCAGUAAUAGCGGGAAUAUUGGGUAAAGUUACAAGCGAUCGUCGUGUUUCGCGUUGAAAAACUCGGGAAUAUCGUAUGAAUUAAUUGGUCGUAUUGUGUAUUGUGUAUUGUGAGUGUUAAUUAAUAUUAUAUAAAUGUGGACGUCGAGCAACAUGUGUUUAGAACCACGAAGUGUGGUAGAAUCAAUGGAUUGUAACGGCUGUACAUUGGAUGAUCUAUCAUUUUCUAAUUUUUGUGACUACGUCCUACAACGUUUUACACCGUUCUACAUCGUUCUACAACGAUAAACUUGUGCGCGUAAUUUGUGCUACGAAAUAUAUUUGUUCCGUCGUAAUGCGCGUCGGGAGUGUCGUUUAAUGUCGGGAGUGUCGUUUAAAGUGUCGCGCGAUUUUCACAUUCGGGUACGUGCGCGAGCAAUGCGUGUGCCGCGAACGCGUGUGAGUGUUUCAAAGGAUCGCUCAGAAGAGGAGGAGGCCUAGGAGGCAUCGGGCGACAGCAGAGCAACGAUUCGGGUAUACAUAGUGCGCUAGUGGACGUGCUGCAGGUGCGAAGCAGUCUCAUGUGUUACACGGUGCGCUGAGCCAAGGACGAAGAAGGCGGAAAAAAGUGAGGGACCCUCGGCGGAAUUUCUUUAGCUAACUUUGUGAAACGGUCGAAAUGGGAACGUGUUGGUUUGCAGUGUGGGUGCUUCUCGUCUGUUUCAUCGGCGAUGUGCGGCCGCAAUACAGGGAUAAGAAUAUAAGCACGGCGGAGACAGACGCGGUACAGGCGCUCUUGGCCCGUUACCUUCAGCGUCGCCUUCAGGGCUCUCAGCUGUCGACGCCUCCGCCACCGUCAGUUCUCUUCAAUAACGAUCAUCGGACCCGCGUGCGACAAGCCAUCCAGAGGGGUCCUCCGCCCGGCAACAAUCUCUCGCGAAAUGUCAGCGACAAGGACAGGGAUCCGGGUCCCGUCCCUGAGGAUUACGAUGAUUACGAGGACGACCUUGAAGGCUACGAGGACAGCGAGAGGAGCAGAACGAGAUUUGAUCUUCUGGCGGACGACUGUCCAAACUGCGUGGACGAACACGGCGGCAGCUUGGCGGCCUCAAGAUGGACGAUGCCUCUGUUGAAGCUGGGCGAGAAGAGAUACUACCUGGGGAUCUUCUUCAAGGCGAACUGGUACAGAGCCUCGCAAUACUGCCGUUAUCACGGAAUGCAUCUGGCGAGCAUAGCCUCGCAGGAGGAAAACGACAGGUUAGAAAAGCAUAUCAAGGACUUCGGUCUCGGUCACGAGCACUUUUGGACCUCCGGUACUGAUCAAGCCGAGGAGGGAACUUUCUUCUGGAUGGCUAACGGCAGGCCGAUCACGUUCGAGAACUGGAACGUCGGCGAACCAAAUAAUUUCCGAUACGAGAACGGCGAGGAGGAGCAUUGCUUGGAACUUUGGAACAGGGACGGCAAAGGGCUCAAAUGGAAUGACAGCCCCUGCAGCUUCGAAACUUUCUUUGUUUGUGAAGUGCAGUGAUCAAUUUUACGGGAAAAAAAAAAGACCGAUGAGAGGGACUAAACGCACGGGAAUGUUCACGCGGCGUGCAGAUUGUCGACUCGCGGCGUCUCCUCAAGGUGUUUCUCGAGGAAGCUGCGUAUGACGUUCUCAUCGGUUGUCCGUUCGUUUCAGUGGACUUAGCAAGGGAGCGGAGUUUAACGUGACGUGUGCUCGGACAGGAAACGAUGCGCGAUUAACCGUUUGCUACCGUUGUCACGUUUCACGUGCGCUCGAAAUUCAGUGUGUGCAUAAAACUACAGUUCAGUCGGAGUUCUUUUCGUAAAAAAAUCACCAGGCGACAAACCCAGCGUUGAAUAAAUCCGCAGUGACGGAGGAUAAAAGUGAUUCACUCAUCUUUUGUGCAGAGGCGGCGUCCAGGCUUGGCGUCAGGAUUACGCGGUACGCUUAAGACCUUGCGCGCUUAAAAAGUUUUACUUUAAAUUAGAAAGCAAAUCUAUAAUUAAUUCUACUUUUAAAAAGCACAAACCUUAACUUUUAGAUAUUUUUUUAUAUUUUUAUAUAUUUUAAUAGAUUAAAAAAAAGAUAUAUAUAAGAAUAUAUAAUGAUGAUUUAACUAAAUGUUGUAUGAGAAGAAAAUUAUGUUAAUUAAUUAAGAUUUAAAUUUUUUUAUUAAAGUCUAGUACCGCCUCUGCUUGUAAAGUCACUAUAUCGACGCAUGAAAUCUGUUACAAUCGAAUAAGCAAAAUACUAGCAGUGUUGACAGAUUGACAACAAAUUUGAUUAAAUUUACUAUUAAUAUGCCAAUAUUGCUAAUAUUUGGCUAUUUGGAUUAAUAUUGCUAUCGGAUAUGAUUCUUAUGUUUGCAUUAACCUUCUCUUUCUCUCAUUAAUAAUAUUAGAUCGAUUCUUUGAUUACACUGAAUCUGAGUUUUUGCUGUGUGGUGAUACUAUAUAUUGAUUAAUUAAUUGUCCAAUGAAAUAUUAGUAAUAUACAUAUUAACACUUUCUAAUUAUUACAUAAAUUACAACCAAUGUGUAUGCGCGAGAAAUCAACUUAAUCACGUAUACAUUUUGCAAAUAUAUCUUUAAUACUAAAUCGAAUUAGGUAAUUAUUUUAGUGAUUAAAGUAGCGUGAUCGAAUAAAUUUAUCGAUUUUAUGCUCGAAAUAAUUAAUCAAUUCAAAUUAUUCUUUUUGACACUUACUAAUUUCACAAGUGUGUGCAAAAUUCCACCACAUUCUAUUUUAUUUUUGUAUCUUAGCAUAUGCCAACACAAUAUAUAACAUAUAUGUAUAUACAUGUGCAGCUGUAUAUAUUUACGCCACAUACACACACACACACACACAUAUAAUUACUUACACACAUAUAGAUAGUGACUUGCAAUAAUGUUGCUAAUAGUACGAAUAAACCAAAAGACUCUUAUACGAUGCUACAAUGCAAUGUUGGUAUUGAAAAUAUUGAAAAUAUACAAUAUUUACUGCGUGCAUUUGUUAGUAAACAGUUCUCUCUAAAAUGCGCUUUAAUAGACAGCAAUCGUAACCGUUACUAUAUUGACAAUAUCUUGACCAUCCAUCAGUAUAACAUUUUAUUAUUUAAGAUUUUUGGAUCUCUACAUUAUUGUUUUUUGUAGCUCCUCAAAUUUUGAAAUUUUUGAUAAAAUUUAGGAUCUUCCUAUCUUUAACUUAUCUAGUCUCAAAUUUGUGAAAUCUAAGACUCCUCGAAUUUUAAAAUAAAUUUAAAAACCAAAUUUGAUAUUAUUUAAAUUUAAAUUAUUAGAUUUUUAGGUGUUUUGAAUAUUCAAAAAUUCAUGGAACUUUGUGUUCUGAUGUCUCUACAUAUUUACAUUUUAAACGUCUUUAUGUAACUUAAAGACGCAAUUUAAAUUUUAAAUUCUAUAAUUUGAAAUUUAAAAAAAUUUUUUUCUUUUAGAUCUAAUUUGCUUUUUAGAAUGGUGCAUGGACUUCCAAUUUUGUUCUUAUAGAUGAAAACGAGCUACAUAUAUGGAUGAAUGAAAAUAUGACUUGUUCGACAUUAUAACGGUCGCGAUCUGCGUUAAUUAGGUCGCGGUAUAAAUAAGCGUCGUAAUAGAUUCCGGACGGACAGUAGUUAGCCGUCGUGGCAAAUGAAACGGGAGUUCGUCGUUGCACUCUGUGUAUUCGCCGUGCAUCAGAAAUUUCAAAAAGCAGCGUUGUACAUGGCAUUAUUUAGUGUUAAAUAAUAAAAUCAAAAUUAUGCUCCAA